AUGCCCGCCCCGGAGCCUAGCGGAGCAGGGCCGCGGGGGGGUGGGGCUGGCGGCGGGGGCUGGGGAUCCAGGCUGCGGGCGCGCGGCGAACUUCCCAACUCCCGCGCUGCGUGCCGGCCCGCGGGGGGAGGGAGUCCCGUGGCGGGAUUGGGGGUGGGGAGGGCGUCCCGUUUCCGAGUGGGGAAGAGCCAGCCCCACGCCGGUCCGCCUCCCGCCCGCUGCCGGGCCUCCCUCCCGCCUGCCCGCCGCCUGGCUCGGAGAUCCUUCGCCCAGAGUUCUCCAUUCCCAGGAUCCCGGGCUCGCGGGGGUGCGGAGAAGAGGACCCAGGAAAGGAGUAUGGGACAGCCAUCGCUUGACCCAUCCCAGCGGAUCAAGUUUAAGACUUCCCUCCUGCUGCAUGACCAGAGGCCCCCCUCUUCGAUGGACCGAGAACUACGCUGGCUGACAUGGACCCUCCUCGGCAGAAAAAGUGAGUGAAUACAUGAGCCAUCCAAGUGAGUGGAUAACUGGGAGGUAAAUUCUGCCAUGAGAGGUUUCUCUGUCCUGUGGUGCAGUGAGGAGACGAAUGUGACCUGCCCCACAAAGAGUGAGUGAGGGUGACAUGGGCUCAUCUAUCUGUAUCUCAGGGUCCUUGCUUUCAGUUGGCCUCCAUGGCAGUGACAAACAGAUGACAUGGUUUGACUUUGGGUCAUAUCUUGGUUUUGCCUUCAUUAUUUCUUUCUUAUUUAGUUGUUUGUAGUACUGAGGAUUUGAACCCAGGGCCUCUUACAUGCUAGGUGAGUGUUCUCCCACUGAGCACUAGUCCCAGUGAACUGAAUGAUAAAUGGCGCUGGUUACUGAGUGAAAAGGUCACGAGGCGCAGCCAUGACUGCCUAGUAGCAGAGCUUUAUUAGGAGGAAGAGGGAUGGGGGGAGAAGAACCAGGCCUGGGAAGGAGCACGUGCAGAGAGAGGGAAAGAUGGUGGAGGAAGAGGGAGCAGAACAGAGAGAGAGGAUGGGGUGUGAGUCAUGGCUUUUUAAGGCCCAGGUGGGCCUACAGAGCUACACCACAUGCGCUGAUUGCGUGACCACACUGCGAGCAUGUAGUCACCAGCGCACACUGAUGACGUAAGACGCAAUACCCUUUGCUUAACUCCUGAACUGUGCAUGUGCGGUCAUGCAG
This is a messenger RNA of Peromyscus leucopus (white-footed mouse), 1161 nucleotides long. RefSeq names its product nucleolar MIF4G domain-containing protein 1-like. The record is from RefSeq and is a predicted model, not a curated record. The transcript is spliced from 4 exons. The coding region runs from base 1 to 477 and encodes 158 amino acids. NCBI's taxonomy places the organism in Eukaryota, Metazoa, Chordata, Mammalia, Rodentia, Cricetidae.